Molecule: messenger RNA, 898 nt
Organism: Leguminivora glycinivorella
Lineage: Eukaryota; Metazoa; Arthropoda; Insecta; Lepidoptera; Tortricidae
Product: cytochrome c oxidase subunit 6A, mitochondrial-like
Exons: 1
Coding region: 157-585 (142 amino acids)
Biological process (GO): mitochondrial electron transport, cytochrome c to oxygen
Cellular component (GO): mitochondrial inner membrane
Molecular function (GO): enzyme regulator activity
Source: RefSeq, a predicted model, not a curated record
CCUUCUUUGUUUCCUUCUCUGUACUGGUUGUUAACACUCUGCAAAUAAGUAAAUAACAAACCAUUGACACAAACAAGCAUCAAACCAAACAAGAUAUCCAGUUGUCAUAAAAGCAUGACAGGUUUCGGCAUAAUAAUUUAAAUAGAAAAAUUAGCAAUGAACUUAACCCAAAAUGUAAUAAAAUGUUUGCAACGUGGAGGCCCCUGGCGGUCCUACAGCCUGAGCUGCCCGGGGCGCACGCCGCCCGGCAAGUGCGGCUGCGGCGGCCGCCAGCCCGCGCCGCCCCGCGACUGCCGCCCCAACAAGAUCCCGUACAACCCUUGCUGUCCACAUUUCCACGAAGGCCAUGAUACCUACAAAAAAUACAAGUAUAUAUUCCUGCUCAUGUUGCCAGUCAUAAUCGCCCACACGCUUAAUUGCUUAUCACAUUGUCCGCACCCUAAAGGAGAGUGCCGUGAGUACGAGUAUAUGCUUAGACGCACCAAACGGUUCCCAUGGGGCGAAGGCAAGAAAUCAUUCUUUCAUAACGAUGAAACGAACCACCUGCCGGGUGACUGCACGCCGGCGCCGCUUGACUGCGAUUGAAAUGUGCCGUCGGCGGCUGGGGAAUACUCGCCAGGCAGCCGCCCCACUCCUCUAUCUCCAUCUCAAACUUCCGAAAGUCACCAAACUACCUCAUGCUUUCGGAAACUUGAUUUAAGGAAACGAUUUUUUUAUCUGACACUUGUGGGUAAAAGCAUGUAUUACUAUCUUAGUCCCUAUAAGGAUAAAUUAGCGUCUCGAUUGAGUAACUACAUGAAACAAGAUUAUAAUUAUUUUUUAAAUACUGCAAUAAUAUUGUAGUUAGUCUAAGUAGUUCAUGAACUGAAAGGACUUAGAGAAAAACUAAAUCCAUGCA